This is a messenger RNA of Mytilinidion resinicola, 784 nucleotides long. RefSeq names its product Sedlin. Gene Ontology annotation, biological process: endoplasmic reticulum to Golgi vesicle-mediated transport. Bases 167 to 706 code for a protein of 179 amino acids. The transcript has a single exon. Gene Ontology annotation, cellular component: nucleus; TRAPP complex; cytoplasm. The record is from RefSeq and is a predicted model, not a curated record. NCBI's taxonomy places the organism in Eukaryota, Fungi, Ascomycota, Dothideomycetes, Mytilinidiales, Mytilinidiaceae.
CUAACCGUGGAAUUCACCACGUCAAUCACUGAAACCAUAUUACAGCUCUCAGAAUCGUUUCCAGGACCUCUGACUGCUCAAACUAACACCCGAAUCAAUCACAUACCAGAACUACCCAUAUACCCAAACCACCCAUAUUUCAGCUACCACUUGCCUCUGCAUCAAAAUGUCCUACUACUUCUCUAUCAUCGGCACAAACGACAAAGCCCUCUACGAGCACGAAUUCGGCACCUCCAAGCAAGGCGGCGACGGCAUCGCCCGCUUCCCCACCGAAUCGCGCCACCACAUCCAGUUUGUCUCCAAUAGCAGCAUCGACAUCGUCGAAGAGAUCCAGUGGUCGCCCACCACCCCGACUUCCGGCGGCGCCCCCAUGUACCUCAAGCACAUCGACAAGUUUCAGAACCUCUACGUGUCGGGCUUCAUCACGGGCGGCAACGUCAAGUUCCUACUGCUGACGGCACCUGCAGCGGCACCUGCGGCGAGGAGCAGUGCGCUGGCGAGCUCGGCGCGCGCGAGUGCGUACCCCAGUAGCUCGAAUUAUAAUCCUACGGCGCCGGCGACAGAGGAGGCAGUGCGGAAUUUCUUCGUGGAUGUGUAUGAUGCGUGGGUCAAGACGAUUAUGAGCCCGUUCUACACGGUCAAUGAUAAGGUCACGAGCCCAGUCUUUCGGGGAAGAGUGGCGGGAGCGGCCAAGAAAUAUUUGUGAGGGGCCUCUCGUUGUGGGCAACUUGAAAAGCUAUAAUGUGGUUCCGAUGGUUGGGCGAAAGUCGGAAGCGAGCUGGAA